Molecule: messenger RNA, 492 nt
Organism: Penicillium atrosanguineum
Lineage: Eukaryota; Fungi; Ascomycota; Eurotiomycetes; Eurotiales; Aspergillaceae
Product: putative integral membrane protein
Exons: 1
Coding region: 1-492 (163 amino acids)
Source: RefSeq, a predicted model, not a curated record
AUGGCAUCAGGACUCAUCUUCAAUCCAAUCCACCUCCUCCACGCGGCACCCCUUGCGACCAGCACCGCGACACUCGCACACGCCCUGUUGGAACUAAUAACCAACUCCGCCUUCCUCCAACCACAUAUCCGCCAGCAAUCCGAACCAGUCCUCCCAACCUGGUACGACCAAGUGUUCGGACGCGCAGUAUGGACCGUUGUCACGCUGAAUCUGAGCACCAUCUCUGCAGCUGCAGCGACACUUCUACUGAACCGACAGCGACGUGAUCUGCAGACGCCUGUAUUCUACUGGGCGGGAAUGGCCGGUGCGAUUGGACAUCUGAUGUUCGUUCCAUUUGUGGCGGGGCCGGUGCAGCGCAUUGUGGAGGCGAAGGGGGAGAAGCCCGAGUCGACGCGCGAUAUGGAACGGUGGUUGAGUGUUCAUCGGGUGCGCAUGCUUGUUGCGGAUUUGCCGGCGUGGAUUGCAUUUGUGGGGGCUGUUUUGACUCUGUAA